AAGCAAACAAAUUUUUUAGAAGAAGAAGCAUUAUAGCAUUGUUAUCCUGUAUUUGCUGAUAAUAUACAACAAAUAUGAGAAUUGCCAUAUAAUUAAUUCAUUUAAAAUCUAAAUAAAAGUAAAUCAGGACGCUAAAAAAUGCAUCGUUUUUUAUUUAUAGAAAGUAAGAUAAAUAUGCUAAAAAACUCUACAAACUGAAAGAGCUGAUGGAAACAAGGAUUACAAUUUCCAGCUCGACAACAAGAAAUGAAUCGGAUUUUUUACAUUUAACUUAUAAUACCAGAUUAUCAGUUGAAGAUGCCAUGAUAUCAGUUGACUCCCGCUGCUGUGGAAGAGUGUCUUGGGAUAAAAGUGCUCCGUUCAGUCAUAAAUCAAAGCCUUCUCUAUCUAAUAGUUGGAUGAACGCCAAUAAAAAAGACGUCGAGAAUGAAGUAAUGAAAGACAUCAAAAACAUUGCCAUGCCAAAGUGCCCCUUUCCCACCUCAGUCAAUCCUGAAAAUACCGAAGAUGGGGAAGCUGACUCUAAAAGCUUGAUUUUAGUAAGAUGCGAUUUCAAAAAGUCUGCAAAGGUCCAACCGUACUACCCUAAGCUGUAUCCUUACAACCGUUCAACUUCUUUAUUGAAAUACUUCAAGGAAGAACAGAGUGUACUGUUAUCAAAUAUGCCAGGUUCAACACGUAAAAACUUCAAAUCCGACAAAAGCGAUGUUGAAGAGAAUAAUGAAACUGAUCGACAAAGACAUAAAAGUGAGCCUCCCCGACCCGUUGCCAAUAACGCCCACGAUUCAACCCACGAGGGGCAAGAAAACGUGGAAAGUAAUGGAUAUGCUCCCCAGAGCCCCGAGAGCCGGAAAAAGGAACUUUGUAGAUACUUGAAAUUGAUGAAUCCUGCUGAUAAAAAAGAGGUUUUGAAGCUGGAAAAUCGUAGAUCGACUAGGGUGCGAAACCUGACGAUUAUGGAGGAGAAAAAACACAAGCCCCUCGAGAGGGAGUACGUUAGGGAAAAAUCUGUACCUCGUUCGACGUUGAAGUCAUUCAAACAACUUGAUGUAAUGGUGGAAAAGUGUGCAAGAAGUGAAGACUCAAGUAACGGGAAGUUAAGCUUCUGUGUUCCUUUUCCCCCUAAAAGUGUGUUUCAAGAAGUGAACGAUUUCGAUACGGUAAUGUCCACUUUAGUGCCUAAAUUUAAGAGGAUAUGUGAUAAGAAAAAUAUAAAGUACACCAAAUUCGAUAUGGACGAGAAUUUGAAAACUCCUGAAGUAACGAGAAAUAACCAAAUGAAAUGCCUAGAUGAAAGGAAAACUCCAAGCAGGCCUAUUCCAAAAAAGAACACCUCUGAAGAAGGAAAUGAUUCGAUGAAAAAAAAAAGUAGGUCUUUAUUUGUCUAAUUUCGUUAUUGCAUGAUUUUUAAUAUUGUU
Molecule: messenger RNA, 1418 nt
Organism: Leptinotarsa decemlineata (Colorado potato beetle)
Lineage: Eukaryota; Metazoa; Arthropoda; Insecta; Coleoptera; Chrysomelidae
Molecular function (GO): protein binding
Source: RefSeq, a predicted model, not a curated record